AUGAUUCUGGAAUCUGAGACUCGUCCGGUCUUUGCUGAAGAGACAAAGCACCAUGUCCACGUCGCUAGAUGGACAGAGCAGUUGCCCGCUACAUCGUACGCGAUCGGCUGGGCACAACCUCCCGUGGUGCCCUCACCAACGCCACUCCAAGUUCUCGCUAUGAACUGGACAGAUGGCCCAGAUCCAAGCGGAUUGGAAAGAAUCGGACCGAUUGCAAGUGUGGUCUCGGAGCCCUAUUCCGCUGUUCGCGAAUUUACAACGGUU
Molecule: messenger RNA, 264 nt
Organism: Mesorhabditis belari
Lineage: Eukaryota; Metazoa; Nematoda; Chromadorea; Rhabditida; Rhabditidae
Source: the annotation of a GenBank genome assembly